AUCAAAUAAAACAAGGUGGACCCUCCCCCACACCACUCUCACUAUUGAGACAAAAAGGAAAACACUCACCCCUUACCUUCCUUAAUCAUUCCGCCAACCCAUCUCAGCCUACUACAAGAGAAAUCUCCAGCCUUUCUCCAUUGUUGAAGGGAGUUCAAGGGAGCAAGAAAACCAAGGAAGAGGAAAGAGUUGCAAAAUAGUGCAAAAUCCUUGAAAAUAAAGGAACUUGAUUAAACUAUUUUUGAGCUUCGCCGGAGUUUCGCCGGAGUUGGUCAAAGUUUGCCGGAGUUGGUCAAAGUUAGUCAAAGUUCAACCGGGAAGCGUAGAACGCGCUUAAGCUCACUUAAGUUUCAGGUAGAACUUGAAGGUUGCUACCAUCACCGUUGCUUCGGGCGGAUUAUCAAGGAGAGGAGACGUGGUUCGUGCUUCCUCCGUUUCUGUUUUAAACAUUCAAAUUAAUGCUCAUGGAUACUAUUUUCCGAAUAAUUAUUUAGGGCUUGCACGCCCGUGUUUUCCACGUGUGGCUCGAAUGCUGUAUUAAUAUUUCCGCUGCUUAAUUAAAUGAUUUACAUUGUGAUUGUUUAUGGAUGUACUAAUGUGAAUGGUAUUCAAGACGCCUAGUAUAGUAUGGAUGAGUUGGACUGCGGUUGACUAUUCGUACUGUACGGCGGGUUGUUGACGUGUCCGGGAAGGUCCGGGGCGUGACAAACUUCAUCAACAAUCAUCAGACGUUUCUCAUCGUUAUGGUUUAGAUAAAUGACUGAGACCGGAUUGUCAAAUAUGUGAUAUGCUUCGAAAGGUUUGAGUCCAGGUCUUUUCAAGUCCGGUUGUGUGAGAUUUACCUUUGAAUAGUUGUGCUCGAGAGCCAUCUGGAGAUCAUGUGAACCAUAGAAUCGAACCUGUCUUGUCAUGAACCUUUUGAUAGCCUCGAAGCCCUCUUUACCAAGCAUGUCUCUAUGAACUGGGAGUUCCCUACAUCUCAUGAACAUUUGAUAAACGUCAUCCAUAUGAAGUAGAAAGAAGUCAUUCUCUUGGCAGGUAAACUCUGAUCCAUCAGUUCGUUGAAGAUGAAAAACUGAGAACUUGAUUGUUUCCAAAUAGUCUUCUGUUACAUUCAGGAUCUUCCAAACAGGGCAUCCGCUAGUUGCAAGAUUAUGAUUCAGGAUUCGCCGUUGUUCCCCUGUGGAUCAGUGUCCUAGCAUGUACAGAUUUCCACCUCGGUACUUUCCUUUUAGAUGAUUGAUUCUGCGCAUCUUUAGUUCGCUGAAUUUCUUGAUGUUUUCUGGUUGUCGCCAAAUUCUCUCUCGGAUUUCUUCUAGGAAGGGUGCUUUGAUUCUUACGAUUUCCCAGGCUUCUUUAGCUGGUUCUGGUUCCUUGUGGUUUUCUUUUUUAUUCUCCCCUUCCUUGAGUUCAUCUUCAUCGAGUCCAAUCAUCUGUGCAUGAUACUUAUUAAGGAACUCUCUGAGAUGCCAGCUUCGACACAUUUCGUACUGCUCGGCUUCCACUCUAAGGUCAUCCCACUCUGUACACUUGCGAGUCCACUGAUCAUGAACUAGAAAAUCUUCAAGUUCAUCUUGUAUCUGAUUACCAGAGGGAGCUUGCUGCUGUGUCGGAGGUGAUCUGUCAUGUGUAGCACCGGGAUCACAAGGAUUGCCCGUUGUCAUCAGCUUCGAACUAGGUUCUAGCUGAUAGCCUGAUACGAAUGAUGUACUCGAGGUAACAACAUCAGGACUUCCAUUCUGUCCUUGGUCAACAUCUAUAGGAGAUGCGCCUCGGAAUGUUUUGUCUAGCUCGACCAUGCUAGAAGAUGUGGCUAAGGAUUUGUGGCUGGCUGAAGUAGUGGGUUGCUGAUUGGUAGAGGUGGAGGGUUGGUUUGGCAGCGGAGGUUGGCUUGUAGAAGCAACAUGCUCAAGUAACCGCUGGUGCUUGUUCUUCCCCUCAUGAGAAUCCGAAUCAUCAGGAUCCUCAUGUGAACGUUUAGCGCCACAGAGACUCUCAUGACAUGUGCUCUGAAUAUCCAGAGUUAGGAGAAAGUCUUUUUGGAGUGGGGUACAGUUGCCUUCAUCCGUCUUUAGGAUACGAUCGAAAAUCUCAGCUACGAGAUCAUCGAAGGGUACGGUUCUGAGAUUGGGUUUGGUCAUUGUAGGGGAGGAUACUAGUUCUGUAUCCUGGGUUCCCCUUGAGGUGGAUGGUUGUUGAUUUCCUAGGGUUAAUGGUUGGGAAGUUGGGAUUGAAGUGGUUGGGGGCUGAGUGGUUUGAGGUUCGGUUGGUAUAUCCUGAACAACCGGGGUUUGUCUAGAGCCUUGUGCACUAGCAAUUAUUGCUUCGCGCACCCAUGGUUUAAUGGCUGACUCUAGAUAGCUGUUCAGAUAUACGAGAAGGUCUUCAGGGAUAGUGGUUCCAGUUACAGGGGUUGUAACUGUUAUCACAGCAUCAGUGAAAACAGCUGAUGUGUGGCCUGCAUUCAAUGAUGGAAUCAUUGUUGGCGUAGGAGGACUUCCGACCAUCAUUUUUUGUACUCCGGUCGUUGCGUUCAGGGUGAGUGCAUCUGUAUGUGCUGUGAAUAGUGUAGGUGUCCUAGAAAAAUUUGAAAAUGUGGGUAUGGUGACACCUAGACUCGAUGUGAUGGAACGAAUGGGGGUAGUGGUCCGGGGUUGUUGACCACUAAGUCUCUCAACUGAUUCCGAGGGAACCAGCGAGGUCGGUAUGAAUUCCCCUUGAGUUAUUGAAACUCCAGCCUGUUGGGAGACUGGAGAGUGGAUUAGAAAGGGCUGUGCAUGCGCAGUUGAACCGGAUGCUGCGACUUCUACCCGGGAACUGACAAGUUCAGCUCCUGCACCUAGGGGCGUGGUCCGGUAUAUAUUUUUUUGACUGAAAUCGGCUUAGAUAAAUAACCAAUAAAAGUUCAGAGUAUGAGUCAACUGACAAAAAGAAACUGAUAACCGUCAUCCCUCGAACCAGGCUCGGAAUUAAUUGCCGUAGCAAUAUAAUUCGCUGAUCCAUAACCGGGAAACAAAAAGCCUAACUCGGUUACCAAAUUCCUCCCAUCCCCCAAAUCCAAAAUCAACGUCUUACAAACUGGAAAAUAAACGGAAAAACAAAUACCAAAACAGAACCAAACAACAUACAAUUCGACAGAAAAACACAAACUGAAUAAAACGAAUUAAAAUAGAAUCCACUCAUCUUCUUCCAAACCCUAGCUUUGUUUGCACGCCACGGCGGCGGCUCAGGAGGGGGACGCACCCGCCGUUCAUCCGCCACAACUUCAACAUCAGCUUUAUUCAGAUCCGGUUUUUCUUUCUCAGCGCCAGUCGCCAUCAUCUUGUAUUUGUCCACAAAGCUUCCCAGACCGAAAAGAGACACAUCAAACAAAAAUCCAAAACUUUUUUCCACCUCCAUAUCCGCCGACGAAGCGGCUUAUACCGUUGUCGCAGAAGUCUUCAAGCAACACGCCCAAUUCGAAGCAGACCAAAACCUUCAUCUUGUUGUUCGUCAAUACUCCAAACGAAAAGCCCUCCAACAAAUAAAAGACGCGGUGGCUAGCCAAGAAAGCUCGCCGCCGGACAAAAGCCCCUCAAACAAAUAAAAGACGCGGUGGCUAGCCAAGAAAGCUCGCCGCCGGACAAAACCCUAGGCCAAAACCUUGACUAUUAAAUAUUAAAAAGCAGAAAUAAAUCAUAGAGUUUAGAAAAAUGAUAAGAGGUUUUCCUUAAAUAUUUCUUAAAAACUACUGACCUAAAUGUUACUAGACCAAGUGUAGAGAGCUAGAAGAUAGAGAGAAUGUGCUUAUUUAAGAUGCAUCAACACCAGGGACGGGGCAAGGAUGUAAUGUCAGGGGUGUCAAAGUAAUGUAUACCAAUGAAGAUAUAUAUAAAAAUGUGAAUUCUAAGUUAGAAAUAUUAUAUGAUUUUUUAAAUUUCUUAUUAAAUAUUACCAACAGUAUUCUUUCAAUCAUACAUAAAAAAAAUUGUGAUAUAGAGGAAUAUAUUAUAUAUAUUGACACUGUUUAUAUAAAAAAUAGUGGUGUCAUUUUUAACACUUUCAAUCUAUAUAUAUACACAUAUAUAUACAAUAAAUAUAUAAUUUGAGUGGUGUCAUUUGACAACGUAAGCCAACACUUGGCUCUGUCCUUGAUUAACACUACGAUCGACUACACAUUGGAAUAUAAAUUGAUUGGGCCUCUAUUAGGAUGUUUUUACUUGAACUGGAACUUGCUGGUCUGGUCUGGUCUGGUCUGAACUGGUCUGGUGAUGUCUGGUCUAUGUGUUUUUUUAUAACUAUCCAAGUCUAGUCUAAUCUGGAUUGGUCUGGACUGGUCUGAUUUGGUCUAUUCUAAUCUGGUCUAGUCUAAUCUGAUCUGAAACUAAAAACAGUCCAAGUAAACACAUCCUUACUCAAUCGAGUAUAAAGCUAGAGAAGAUAGACCAUUUGUGAGGUAUUAAGAGCCCAAAAGACUAAAAGGGAGCUUUUGGACUCCUAAUUGUAUGUGGUGAUAGUUUAAAAGAAAAAAAAAGAAUAGGACGGCCUAUGGGCUAUGGUUUCUUUUAAACUUAUAUAAUUUUUUUAUUUAUUUUCCAAGUUUUUCAAAACAUGUAUCAAAAUUCUUUUUUGAUCUUUCAUAUGACACCAAUAUGUAAUAUAUAAUAUGAACAAAAACAAAUCUGAAAUUUUAAUUGUUGAAUCUUCUUGAGCCCCAAAGAACACGAAGCACAAAUUUUUAAUUCAUGGAGCCUUCACAAAUAACUAAAUAUUCCAUAAUCGAACAUUACUUGAACUAAAUUGAUUUUUGUUAACCGCACAACGUUAAAAAAUUAAUCAAAUUUAUUUAUUUUUACAUUAAAUGUGUAUUUUUUAUUUCAUAAAUAUUCAGGGAAAAAACUAUAAGGAAGACAUUACUUAUAAUAAUUUAAUUAAUGUUUUGUUAGAUUAGUAUGUAAAAAAUAUGCUGAGUGUAUUUUAUUGACGGUCUUGGAAUGCAGAAAAAUAGAAGCCUAAACAAUGUUUUGGCCUCUCCACUAGAGAUGACAACGGGGCGGAUCGGGGAUGGUUAUGCAUAUAACAGUACCCGCCCCGUUGGGUAACUUCCCGGCCCCGUAGCUGCCCCACUAUCCAACGGAUAAUUUUUAUCCAAACCAUUACUGUCCCGACGGGUAAUGACGAUUAUAACCGCUGGUAACCGUUUUAUUAUUUAAUGAAUCAUUGAUAUUUUAAUUUAAAAAUUAUUAUUUCAAAAGGAAAAUAAAUUAAUAGGGAUCACCUAGACGACUCUUGUGUUGAAACCCCUCAGCAAAAUGCUAGGGUUGAAAGAAAACAUCAGCAUAUUCUUCAAGUUGCCAGAUCUCUUUUGUUUCAGUCUUGUUUACCUCUCAUUUUUUGGUCUGAUUGCAUUCUCACUGCUGUGCAUAUUAUAAAUAGGAUUCCUAGUUCUAUUCUUAAUAAUAAAUCUCCCUAUGAAUUAUUAUAUGGUAAGGUGCCUGAUUAUUCUCAUCUCAGAGUUUUUGGUUCUCUUGUCUAUGCAUCUACUUUGUUUGCUGAUAGGUCAAAAUUUGACAAAAGGGCUAUCAAAUGUGUUUUUAAUGGGUAUCCUCUUGGAUUCAAAGGAUAUAAAUUAUAUGAUAUUUCUAAUCACAAAUUUUUUAUAUCAAGAAAUGUUAAAUUUUAUGAAAUGAUUUUCCCUUACAAAAGUAAUUCUGAUUCUUCUAAUCAUAUGCAUUCUGAUUUUGUUUUAGAUUCUUCUAAUUCUGAUGCUUACACUUACGAAAAUCGCAUAGCUUCUAAUCAUUAUUUAAAUAAUCAGAUCAAUGAGGAAAUCAAUAGUAUGAAUAUACAUACUUCUACUAUUAAUAAUAACACUGUUUCAGAGGAGCAGCCUCACAGAAAAUCCACCAGAGUAAGAUCUAUACCUAUUCACCUUCAAGAUUACAAUUACGAAUUACCUAACUAAUCACUGCAGGUAUUUCUCCUUCUUCUUCUUCUUCAUGUAAUAUUGUUAGAUAUCUUAUUCAAAAUCAUAUAACAUCCAAUAGAUUAGGUCUUUCUCAUUCUUGCUUUACUGCUGCUCUUUCAAAACUUACUGAACCUAAAAUCUAUAAGCAGGCUGCCAAAUUCCCUGAAUGGAAGGCCAUGUCAAAUGAAAUUCAAGCUUUAGAAAAUAAUAAUACUUGGGUUUUAGUUCAACCUCCUUCUAAUCAAAAUAUUAUUGGUUGUAAAUGGGUUUUUAAAACAAAACUAAAACCUGAUGGCUCUCUAGAUAGAUAUAAAGUCAGAUUGGUAGAUAAAGGUUAUACUCAAGAAGAAGGUUUUGAUUAUUUUGAUACUUUCUCUCCUGUUGUUAAAUUAACAACUGUCAGAAUUGUUUUGGCUAUUGCCAGUGCUAAAAACUGGUUUUUACACCAACUUGAUGUAAACAAUGCCUUUUUACAUGGUGACUUAAAUGAAGAUAUUUUUAUGCAGCCUCCUCCAGGUUAUUUGCCUUCUACUGAUAACUGAAUCUGCAAGCUUGUUAAGAGCCUCUAUGAUCUUAAACAAGCAUCUAGACAGUGGUUUUGUAAGCUUUCUGAUUCUCAAGCUGAUUUCUCUUUAUUCACUAAAAUCACUAAUACCUCUCUUAAUUACUGUACUUUUAAUAUAUGUAGAUGAUAUAAUUCUUGCUGGAAACAGUAUGAAAGAAAUCACUGCAGUUAAAACUUUUUUAAAUAACAAAUUCACUAUUAAAGAUAUUGGAGAAUUAAAAUAUAUUUUAGGAAUUGAAAUUGCAAGAUCUAAUAAAGGUAUAAAUCUUUGUCAAAGAAAAUACACUCUAGAUAUUUUAACUGAAUAUGGUUAUCUUCAUUCUAAACCUUAUACUACUCCUAUGGAUUCGAAAAUAAAACUGUCUAAAAAUGAUGGAACUGUUUUAGAAAAUCCUAAAACAUAUAGAACCCUUAUUGGUAAACUGCUUUACUUAACAGUAAUCAGGCCUGAUAUUGCUUAUAGUGUACAAGUUCUUAGUCAAUUUCUUGCUUCUCCUACUGAUGUUCAUAUGAGUGCAGCUCAUAGGGUUCUCAGAUACCUAAAGAAUUCUCCAGGUAAAGGUUUACUUUAUCCUUUUAAUUCUGACUUUUCUAUUCAAGGCUACACUGACUCAGACUGGGCAGCUUGUGUAGACACUAGAUGAAGUGUUUCAGGUUAUGCUUUCUACCUUGGAAAUUCUUUAAUUUCUGGGAAAUCUAAGAAACAGCAGGUUAUCAGUAGAUCUUCUACUGAAGCAGAAUAUAGGGCUGCUGCUAAUGCAGUCUGUGAGACUCAAUGGUUAUCUUACAUCUUUACAGAUUUGCAUAUACCUAUUUCUUUACCAAUAAUUAUUUGCACUGAUAACAAAUCUACCUAUCAUCUUGCUCAUAAUCCCAUUCAACAUCAAAGAACCAAGCACAUAGAACUGGACUGUCAUUUAGUUAGAGAAAAAAUUAAUUCUGGAUUAGUUACUUUGAUUCAUUUUAAGAAUAAUUUUCAACUUGCAGAUGUUUAUACAAAACCGCUUGGAAAUCCUUUGUUCAGCCAGUUUGCAGUCAAGAUGAACAUGUUAGACAUCCAUGCUCCUCUUGAGGGGACAUAUCAAGAAUAAACAACCUGGACUGGACUUGCUUAGCUCUGGAGUUUUGGGCCUAUAUGUUAUUUUUGGGCUUUAUUGCAUAUUAUGUAAUAAUGUAUAAAUACCCUCUGUAGUUUAUACUUUUAGGUCAAGACUUUCAUUUAGAUCAUUCAUUCGAUGUGCUAUUCUCUUCUCCAAGAAACACUCUGUAGCUUUGUUCAUCAACGAUUCAAUCUGUUCUCUGAGAAUUAAUUUUCACAAGUAUAUCC
Cuscuta epithymum is the source of this 7839-nucleotide messenger RNA. Lineage: Eukaryota; Viridiplantae; Streptophyta; Magnoliopsida; Solanales; Convolvulaceae. The record is from the annotation of a GenBank genome assembly.